Molecule: messenger RNA, 4570 nt
Organism: Phyllopteryx taeniolatus (common seadragon)
Lineage: Eukaryota; Metazoa; Chordata; Actinopteri; Syngnathiformes; Syngnathidae
Gene: bcl3
Product: BCL3 transcription coactivator
Exons: 8
Coding region: 310-1827 (505 amino acids)
Molecular function (GO): protein binding
Source: RefSeq, a predicted model, not a curated record
UUUCAUUUUAAAAGGAAAGCAACGGUGAAGAGCACUUAGGCAGCUCCGCGCUACCCGCAAUGCACAAGUCACAAUCAGCACAAAAGCUGUGGUGGCUCUAUUUUCCACUUUGAAUAAUUCAAUUUGUAAUAAAAACAAACAAACAAAACAAAAAACAAAAACAAACCAAUGACUCCAAAGGGAUUUUUCUUCGUGAUGAUCGGAUUUGGGAGCGAUCCGUCCGGUUGUUUAAUGCUACCAGAUUUCCACUAAACCACCGGGACGCACCUGAGUCUCUUGACCGGGCAACGCGCGCCUCGCCCCCGGUCGAUGCCGACGGUCAUCAUGACCAUGAACGGUGACGGCCGCUCGCUCGCCGCGUCGCCGCUGGACCUGAGCACCAGCCAGCGGGGGGACACCUCGUCCACAGCGGCGCCGGAAUGCGGAGGUUGCCGGAGGGAUCCGGUCCGUUCACCUGCGCUUCCGUCUCACACUUCGGGCACGCUCCCCCCGGCCCCGGGCUCCUCUCGCAAGAGGCCGGCGGACAAAGCUUCGCUCCGGCUUCCUUUUCGUAAACGGCCGAUCACGGCGGAGCCGGAGGAGCGAGCCUCCGGAGAGGCGGAGGGUCUUUCCCGUGUGGGAGAGGCUGACGCGCCGCCCCGGGAGAGGGAACCAAGCCACCUGGAGGGGACAGCGGAGGCUCGGCUGCCCGUUGCUCCGGUAACCCCGAUGCAGGCUGAGGAGGCUCCGCGGAGCACUGACGCCUGUCCGGUCCACAUCGCACCCUCGUUCACUUAUGGUCGCUACCCAGUGUACCACUACCCAGAGUUGGACCAUCUUGGGUUCCACCCCACACACAACCUGCUGGCUUGCAUCGCGCUGGCUACUCGGCAAGAUGAAGACGGAGACACAGCUCUACAUAUAGCAGUGGUGCAAGGGGAGCUGGCCAUCGUACGCCAAAUCAUCCAUCAGCUGAGGUUCGCAGACAGAAGCCUCGACCUCUACAACAACCUCCGACAGACUCCCCUUCACCUGGCAGUGAUCACCCAGCAAGUAAACAUGGUGGAGGCCCUGCUGAGGGCUGGGUCGGACCCUUCCGCUUUGGACCGCAACGGCCAGACGACUCUGCACCUCUGCUGCGAGUACGACCAUCCAGAGUGUCUGUCCGUGGUUCUCUCAUUGCCCUCGUCUGCCGCCUGCCUGGAAAUGAAAAACUUUCAGGGUUUGAGUCCCCUCCAUCUGGCUGUGCUACGUGGUCACAGAGACUUGGCCACCAUGCUGCUGGGAGCGGGAGCUGACAUCAACACCAUGGACAUCAAGAGUGGUCAGAGUCCCCUCAUUCUUGCGGUGGAGAGCAACAAUGCAGAGAUGGUCCGCUUCCUCAUUGAGGGUGGCUCCGACGUGAACAUGCCGUCGUACAGCGGCAACACGGCCCUGCACAGCGCCUGCGCCCGGGGCCAGGCGGACGUGGUGCGAGCGCUGCUGAAGAGUGGUGCCGACGGUAGCCUCAAGAACUACCACAACGACACACCCCUCAUGCUGGCCAAGAACAAGAAGGUUCCCCAUCUCCAAUACACAGUCGUGGUUGUUCUCCCUCGACGAUACCACAUGGCUCCCACCACACCGCCCCCCACUCACCGAGGACUCCACCUUCACUCACUUUUCCAUUUUACUAGCGCAGAGUCCUCGUGCAUUGACACAGGCAACUACAGUAUGCAGGACCCCAAAUGCUGUGUUUUUCUUCUGCCACAGUAUGCAGUCAAACUGAAUGGAGUAGGCGGUUUUAAAAUGUCUUCUCCCUUGGUCCUACGAGAAAAAAAAACUGAAGGGAAAAUGACUAAGCUUUGAUUCAGGGAUCUUGCAAAUAAAAAAGGGUCGCUGCCUGAAUUUAUAGGAGUAAAAAAGCAACUACAAUGUACAGGGGGUGCAGUUUGGGACUGAGUUUAGUUCCUACAGCUGCGACGUAAUGCGUUAAUCUAUCGCUAACCUACGCGAACGCAGUAAUAAAAUCAGAAUUAUAGGAAAAAUGUGUUCUGAGCUUUUGUGACUAUUUUUCAAAUGUAACUAAAAUUAUAAUCGUGAAAAUUUCCAAAAGCAACUGUAAUUUAAUUCCACAUUUUCUCCCAUUAAUGUAACGGAUUGCAAUUACAUACAUUUUGAAAUUAAAUUACGUCAUUUAGUUACAUGUUCCGCAUACUCCCCAACUCUGCUCAAAUUAUGGGAUGUUGGCUGGAUGUUGUUGCACAUCUAGCGGCGAUGCACCUCUAGUUUGAUCAUACCCCAAAUUUGGGCUAACAACACAGCGCAAAAAAACACUCGUAACUCGGAAAACUCGUUGGUUGGCACACUCACAAUUCAAGGUACGACUAUUCUUAGGAUGUCGCACAACCGACUAGUUUUUUGCGGCGUCACGACCUUUAAAUGUCAUGACUACUGUACAGUAAAUAGUUGCAUUACAAACACUUUUAGGCCAUAAAUUAAACAAUCAAAGACAGCGAUAUCUAUUCUUAUCCUGCUGUGCAAACAAAAUGUUUUGAUCGUAACCACAAAACCGUGUAGAUCGGGACUGUCGAAGACCCCCUGUACUUAAAAAGUGAUGGAAAUUGCAUUAUUUGUGUAUACUUUUGUUUUUUUGUUUUACAUACACUCACUACUCACAAAUAGUUAGGGAUAUUGGGCUUCUGGGUGAAAUUUCAAGAUGAACCUAAAAUAACCCAGGUGAACCUAAUUUGAUGCUUCUCUAAACGUUUGAAUAUCAACUUUUUAAUGUUUCAGUAUUUUUAAUUUUUUUUGCCCAACUUGCUGUUCUCUAUUAAGGAGCUGAAUGACAAGAUUCACAACAGGAGUUUGAUACAUGAAAAUGUUCAAGGACAUCCACCUCUAUGGCUUUCUGUGACUCUUCCAGUCCCACUGUAUUUCUGUUACCCAGUAUCCCUAACUUUUGGUCAGUAGUGUAUGUUUUGUGUGUGUGUGUGUGUGUGUUGUUCUGUUUUUGUCAAAAAAGCAAUGAAGAUUUAAAACAAAAAAAAAAAAACUCAGAUUAACAAAUUUACUUGUGUGCUUUGUUUUUAUUUUUUUAGCCAAUAUACAGUACAGUACAGCAGUGGUUCUCAAACCGGGGUCUCCCCCUGGUAGGCCGCAACCAUUAAAGGUUGGAAAAGUCCCUAUAUACUGACUGUAUAGUGACCAAAUCAUGAUUUAUUUAUAAUGAAUUUGGCAACACUCAUUGUACUUUUGUAAACUAGCUCCUCUCUGUUUGCAGUCAUGUUGUUGGUGGAAAAAGUGCACAUCAACAAGUGAUGAUGGAUACAUUUAAUUCAAUUGAAUUUGAUUUUGUUAAGUUUAAUUCCCCCUCAAAGUCAUUGUAAUGUUUUGUUUCUAAAUACGCUAAAUGUGUUUGAAGAAUAGUGCUGAUAACGUGCUGAAUUGUUGAGCUAUAGCUUGAAAGUCUUUCACCUUUUCAACUGGAUGGAUUUUAUGUGCGGGGCUAAAAAUGAGCCCCGUGAUGAAAGCAGGCUGGGGCGUAUACUUUCUGGCAGAGGUGGGAGUAAGUCACAUAUAUGCAAGUCACAAGUCUCAAGUCAUAACCUUGAAGUCUCAAGCAAGUCCUAAGUCGCUGAGGGGGGGAAAAAUCAAGCGAGUCAAGUUGAGUCGCCACGAAAUUUCAAGCAAGGCGAGUAAAGUUAUUACUUGGUUUAAGCAUGUCGCAAGUCAAGUAAUACAAUCUUGCUGCACUUGCAACAUACAGUAUAUUGGUGCGGUGAUAAAAUGUUUUUUCGCAAUUUUCUUCCACCAAUAAAUGAUAACACUAAAAAAAAAAGCAUUCACACCUCAUAAAAGUUAAAUGAACAACAACUGAGAUUAUGAUUGAUUCACUUUAUUGCACUGAAUUGUUUUAAAGUAAAUUGGAGACUCUAAAUUGCCCGUAGGCAUGACUGUGAGUGCGAAUGGUUGUUUGUUUGUAUGUGCCCUGCGAUUGGCUGGCAACCAGUUCAGGGUGUACCCCGCCUCCUGCCCGAUGACAGCUGGGAUAGGCUCCAGCACGCCCGCGACCCUCGUGAGGAGAGGCGGCUCAGAAAAUGGAUGGAUGGAUGUUUUAAAGUAGUAUUUCAAACUCAGUCUAACUGAACUUUAUUACUGAACAAAUUUUGCUGUGAUGACAGCCUUGUAACUCCUGCAAUUCUUAAGAGAACACAAUUAAGCAAGGGUCAAGACUUUUUUCUGUUGGUCAAAUAUAAUUAGAUGUGUACUUAAUGCGCUAAAGGAGAAUGAAAAAGAUUCAUAUUUAAGGGAAUAAUACAAUGACAUAAAAAUGUUCCUAUUCUUAAAAAAAAAAGACAAAAAAAAGUAAUGUGAACAAAAUCUGCAUUACUCCUGCGUCCUCGAUAAUUAAAUCACUGUCAGGUUUGUUGAUUUAUUUAGAAGCACUAACUCUGGACAAUUGACAGUUGUCAUUGGAUUAAAGGUUACAGUAUGUUUCAUAUGCUGUGGUCUCAAUUUUAAAAACAUAGUGCAGACAGAUUUAUCACAGAACACAACAGAUGACAUUUUGAUGGUGACACUUCAAUAAACACCUUCUAAAACGUUCACA